Molecule: messenger RNA, 1005 nt
Organism: Penicillium brevicompactum
Lineage: Eukaryota; Fungi; Ascomycota; Eurotiomycetes; Eurotiales; Aspergillaceae
Product: DUF3716 domain-containing protein
Exons: 2
Coding region: 1-1005 (334 amino acids)
Source: RefSeq, a predicted model, not a curated record
AUGUCCCUAAUGCCAGACCUCCUCGCCGAGGUACCUGAGUGGCUGCUCCACCCCAGUGGCCCGUCGAUCAUACCAGCGUUGCAAAGUGGACCCGCGGAAUUGCCUCCGGCUGCAUGGGCUGAAUGCGUCAAGGAACUCCCCUGGCCAUGCGUGAGGUGGGGUGUUAAUAUCUACUCCGAGCUCAUCAAAAGGAUUCAACACAUGCCGGCUAUGAGAGAGCCUGUUUUGCGACCUGGCAUUACCUGGACUGGUGAAGACCUGAACCGCUUCCUCGAGCGAGACCUUGAGCACGUCGAAGCCAUCUACAUUUUCACAGUUGGGCAAGUGGCUCAAAAUAAAUGCCAGCUCUGCGAAAGAGGAGGGGGUAUGUUUCCUUUCUGCGUGGUUGUAGGCUCUAUUGGGUGUGCGAGUUGUUAUGUGACUGGUAUUCCGUGCUCGAAAGACUCCCUUUUCCCCACUGUCGCCACUGACUUCCCCACUGUCACCACUGCCAACCGAACGAUCCUACGGCCUAUCGCACGUCAGCUCGAGACAGCACGUCAACUCGAGACAGCACGUCAACUCGAGACAGCACGUCAACUCGAGACAGCACGUCAACUCGAGACAGCACGUCAACUCGAGACAGCACGUCAACUCGAGACAGCACGUCAACUCGAGACAGCACGUCAACUCGAGACAGCACGUCAACUCGAGACAGCACGUCAACUCGAGACAGCACGUCAACUCGAGACAAACCGCCAAACCAUGACAAACAUGCGACAUGCUCAAGCUACGCUCAUCACCCAGAUAGCUUCAAUCCAAUCGGCAUAUCGACCAGUGUGCGAGCACCUCAACCGCCGGCUCCUACCCUUCGAUGCGGAUGUCAGAGCCCUAGAAGAGUCCAUCGAUGGUCGACACGGGUCUCGAUCCCUCGCCGAAAGUCUCGCUGCCUUCAACACUGAGAUGGAGAAGGUGCUUGACGCGUUUGCUGCCCUGCCCAGUUUUCCUGAGUCUGAACGCUGGUAA